AAUAUUAUAGGAAAAAGAAAAGAAGAUUGCAUUUUUACAGAAAGCAAUUGAUGUUACUAUUAUGGUAACAGGAGAAAAUCUUACUGUUAAACCUACAAAAAUAGUAUCUGGACACGAAGCAGAGAAAACAAAUGAAUUACUUCAGGCUAUUGCUAAAGCAAUUGUACAUAAGAAAGAUAGUACUGAAGCAGUCCAAAAAGUUUUAAAUGGAGAAAAACCAGUAUUGUCAUCAGGAAACAAAAAGAAAGGUGCAUCUGAUCAGUCAGAAAGAUCGAAAAGAAGAGAGCCAGUCAAUAGAGACAAUAAAUCUAGAUCAAAAGUCAAUGAUUCAAAGACUAAAAGUUCAGUUAGAAAUGGAAUUGGUGAUCAAAGAAAUCGUGACAGAAAUAAGACAAAGGAAAGAGAAGCAUCAAAGGAAAGGUCUAAAAACAAAACACAAGAACCUAAAAUUGAAGAAAUGGCAGUAUCUAGUCCAACAAAAUCUAAACUGUCAAGUGAAGAAAGUAUAAAUGAUGAACAAUUGCCACAAACAGAUGAAAAUUCUCAGAUUCUUGUAAAUGGUGAUAUGAAAAUGGAAUCUCCAAGUAAAUCUUCCAUUGAUAAAGGUGAUGCAAAUAAGACAGAAGAAACUAAUUUAAAUAUACAAAAUUCUGAGAAUGCAUCAGAAGUAAUUACUCCUCCUAAUUCUGUAACUAGACCAAGUACAACAGUAAGAAUGACAUCGGCAAGAAAAAUGGUGCCACAGCCAGAACCAUCUAGUUCAUCGUCAGAAAGAUUACCUCAACAGAAUGAUACAAAUGAACAACCUGUUGCAUCAUCAUCAUCGUCAUCUUCAUCUAGCAGACCUAUUUCGGCAGCUCCAAGAUCUGCAAGACCAUCUAGUGCUCGUCCAGCACCUCCAAAAAUACGCAUUCGGCAUAUUGUUGAAAAUGAAGAACAAAUUAGGUACUAA
This is a messenger RNA of Centruroides sculpturatus (bark scorpion), 952 nucleotides long. Its product is annotated as TRAF3-interacting protein 1-like. Lineage: Eukaryota; Metazoa; Arthropoda; Arachnida; Scorpiones; Buthidae. The transcript has 7 exons. Gene Ontology annotation, cellular component: centrosome; axoneme; ciliary basal body. The record is from RefSeq and is a predicted model, not a curated record. Gene Ontology annotation, biological process: cilium assembly; intraciliary transport; regulation of microtubule cytoskeleton organization. The coding region runs from base 62 to 952 and encodes 296 amino acids. Gene Ontology annotation, molecular function: microtubule binding.